Haliotis rubra (blacklip abalone) is the source of this 8868-nucleotide messenger RNA. RefSeq names its product pyruvate carboxylase, mitochondrial-like. Gene Ontology annotation, biological process: gluconeogenesis; pyruvate metabolic process. Gene Ontology annotation, molecular function: ATP binding; metal ion binding; pyruvate carboxylase activity. Gene Ontology annotation, cellular component: cytoplasm. NCBI's taxonomy places the organism in Eukaryota, Metazoa, Mollusca, Gastropoda, Lepetellida, Haliotidae. The record is from RefSeq and is a predicted model, not a curated record.
GAGGCACGUGAUAGACAGUCUAUUUACAACCGGGACUGUCACUGAUGCAUUCGAGCCGGUCGACUGGGGAGGCGUGAGGAGAUUGCGGGUACAUAUCUCAUCUGGACAAAGGUACAGUCUGCACACUAACUCACGAUGCUGCGGCUCAAGGCCCGAGCCGGUCAGAUAUGCCAGGCAGCUGGUCAGCUGACCCGUGUUGUCCAAUCAAGUCCUCUCAAGGCCACCCAGCCCCAGGCCCUACGAUACUACUCAGCAGAUGAAUCGACCACAGCCCAGCCCAUCAAGAAACUCCUUGUGGCUAAUAGAGGUGAGAUUGCUAUCCGAGUGUUCCGAGCAUGUACGGAAAUGAACAUUCGUACGGUGGCCAUCUACUCCGAGCAGGACAAGAUGCACAUGCACCGACAGAAGGCAGAUGAGUCCUAUUUCAUCGGCAAAGGUCUUCCUCCAGUAGCAGCCUACCUCAAUAUUCCAGAAAUCAUCACAGUCGCUCAGGAGAAUGAUGUAGAUGCAAUACAUCCUGGCUAUGGGUUUCUAUCGGAGAGAUCUGACUUCGCCAAGGCAUGUACUGAUGUCGGGAUCAAGUUUGUCGGACCCUCUUCAGAAGUGGUGAGGAAAAUGGGAGACAAAGUGGAAGCUAGACAAGCAGCCAUUGAAGCAGGUGUCCAAGUAGUGCCAGGAACGCCAGGCCCGGUUGCAUCAGCCAAGGAAGCUCUAGAGUUCUGUGAGCAGUAUGGACUUCCUGUUAUUUUCAAGGCAGCCUACGGUGGUGGUGGGCGUGGAAUGAGGGUUGUCAAGAAUAUUGAGGAUGUAGAGGAGAACUUUGACAGAGCGUACUCAGAGGCAUUGUCAGCGUUUGGAAAUGGAGCACUCUUCCUGGAGAAGUUUAUCGAGAGGCCAAGACACAUAGAAGUCCAAAUCUUAGGUGACGGCCAUGGGAAUGUGAUCCACCUGUACGAGAGAGAUUGCUCGGUGCAGCGGCGACAUCAGAAGGUGGUGGAGAUAGCGCCGGCGCCCCACCUGCCACAACACCUACGUGACAGUAUGACGGCAGAUGCUGUGAAACUGGCACGCCAUGUUGGAUACAAGAAUGCAGGAACAGUAGAGUUUCUGCUUGACAAAAAUGGCCAUUACUACUUCAUCGAAGUGAAUGCUCGUCUGCAGGUGGAACACACAGUGACAGAGGAAGUUACAGGGAUUGACCUGGUUCAGUCUCAGAUCCGAAUCGCAGAGGGCAAGUCUCUUCCAGAGCUUGGUCUCCGCCAGGAGGACAUCCGGCUCAAUGGAGCAGCCAUUCAGUGUCGGAUGACCACGGAAGACCCAGCCCGUGGGUUCCAGCCAGACACAGGCAGGAUUGAGGUUGUCUGUCCUGGCUGGAGUAUUGACAGGUCAAGGUAUUCCAGUGGGGAAGGUAUGGGAAUCCGUCUGGACAGUGCGUCAGCCUUUGCAGGGGCAAUUAUCUCCCCCUACUAUGACUCUCUGCUGGUCAAGGUCAUUGCUCAGGCCCGUGACCAUCCAUCAGCAUGUUCCAAGAUGUUACGAGCUCUCAAAGAGUUCCGUAUUCGGGGUGUCAAGACCAACAUUCCGUUCCUCCUGAACGUGUUAGAGAAUGAGGAAUUCCUCACAGGCGUUCUGGACACAUACUUCAUCGAUGAAAACCCCCAGCUGUUCAGCUUCUAUCCGAGCCAGAACCGCGCCCAGAAACUCUUGUACUACCUGGGUCAGGUGAUUGUCAACGGGUCCUCCACCCCACUAGCCACCAAUCUGAAGCCAUCUGAAAUCACCCCAUCUGUACCCGAGACUCCUGUAGGCUUCCAAGCCACUAAGCCACCUGAGGGAUGGAGGGACGUCCUGUUGAAGGAGGGACCAGAAGGUUUCGCCAAGAAGGUCCGGGAACACAAGGGCCUGUUGCUGAUGGACACCACCUUCCGAGAUGCCCACCAGUCGCUGCUGGCAACACGUGUCCGCACACACGACCUGAAGCGGAUCUCACCCUACGUCGCCCACAACUUCAACAACCUGUUUAGCUCAGAAAAUUGGGGAGGUGCUACCUUUGAUGUUGCCCUGCGUUUCCUACAUGAAUGUCCCUGGGACCGCCUGGCGGAGCUACGGAAACUGAUGCCAAAUAUUCCCUUCCAGAUGUUGCUGAGAGGGGCCAAUGCUGUCGGCUACACCAACUACCCAGACAAUGUGGUCUUCAAGUUCUGUGACGAAGCUGUCAAACAUGGAAUGGACAUUUUCCGUAUCUUUGACUCUCUCAACUAUUUACCAAACAUUGUUGUGGGAAUGGAUGCUGUCGGAAAAGCAGGUGGUGUGAUUGAGGCUGCUAUCUCCUACACCGGUGACGUGUCCGACCCCACCAGGACCAAGUACAACCUCGACUACUACGUCGACCUGGCAACCGAGCUUGUCAAGGCUGGGACACACAUCCUGGGAAUUAAGGACAUGGCAGGUCUGCUCAAACCUCAAGCUGCCGAGCUUCUGAUCAGCACCCUCCGAGAUAAAUUCCCUGAUAUUCCCAUCCACGUGCACACCCAUGACACCGCAGGUGCAGGAGUGGCGUCCAUGCUGGCUGCCGCUAGAGCAGGAGCAGAUGCUGUAGAUGUUGCAGUGGACUCCAUGUCGGGGAUGACGUCACAGCCCAGUAUGGGUGCCAUUGUUGCAGCCACAGAGAGGACAGAUCUUGACACAGGUGUGACGCUAGAGGAUGUAUCGACAUACUCAGCCUACUGGGAACAGACCAGAAAUCUGUACGCCCCUUUUGAAUGCUGCGUCACCAUGAAAAGUGGCAACGCUGACAUCUACGUCAACGAGAUCCCAGGUGGUCAGUACACCAACCUGCAGUUCCAGGCUUUCAGUCUGGGGCUGGCUGACCAGUUUGAGGAGGUCAAGAAAAUGUACUCUGUGGCCAACAAGCUCCUGGGAGAUAUCCCCAAGGUGACUCCGUCAUCCAAGGUGGUGGGAGACAUGGCCCAGUUCAUGGUCCAGAACAAGCUGACUGGUGAGAUGGUUGAGGACAGGGCAGAAGAGUUGUCUUUCCCUAGCUCUGUUGUGGAGUACUUCCAGGGUUACCUCGGCAAGCCGCCAGGAGGCUACCCAGAACCACUCAGGACCAAGAUUCUGAAAGGUGCUAAGACAUUUGAUGGUCGCCCAGGAACGACUCUCCCUCCUUUAGACUUUGGCAAGCUGAAGGAGGAGCUAGUAGAGAAACACGGCCCCGUGGUGCGGGAUGUGGAUGUCAUGAGCUCAGCGCUCUACCCAAAAGUCCUCGACGACUUCAUGGAAUUCCGUAGUAAAUAUGGCCCGGUGGACACUCUGGAUACCAGACUGUUCCUAAUGGGACCCAAAAUCCCAGAGGAAUGUGAGGGCAGGUGGAGAUCGAAGCGUGGCAAGACCCUGUCCAUCAAGACACUUGCAGUUGGGGAUCUGAACAAGAACGGUGAGAGGGAAGUGUUCUUUGAGCUGAAUGGUCAGCUACGGUCGGUUCUCAUCAAGGAUGAAGAAGCAAUGAAGGAAAUGCACUUCCAUCCCAAGGCCCUCAAGGGAGUGAAGGGCAGCGUGGGGGCCCCAAUGCCAGGGUCAGUCAUAGACAUAAAGGUGAAGGUUGGUGACAAGAUCGAGAAAGGUCAGCCCGUGUUGGUGUUGAGUGCGAUGAAGAUGGAGAUGGUUGUCAGUGCACCGAUUGAUGGUGAGGUCAAGAGUAUCGCCGUCACUGAUGGCAUGAAGCUGGAAGGGGACGACUUGUUGAUGGACAUUGAGUGAUUGGUCAGACCAGGAAGACUGGCAGAAGAAACACUGACCAACAGAACUGACCUGACCAUAGGUUCUUAAUGUACGGAUUAUGAGGAAUAUUUUCACGAUGAUGGUGUUGGGAGACUGGACCAAUUCAAUUGGAAAAUGUCAUGAAAAGUGAUGGGUGAAAGUUUGUUGGUCAUCAAAUGGCGUUGUUGUGACGAAUAUUUUAACACGGUGAAUGAUUAGAAUCAUGGCAUACUCUAACCCGGAAAGGAACACAAGUUUAACAGAUUUUCAUUCUUUUAGUAUGCUUAAUCAGUUGAUUGUGUAUUGCUAGAUAUCUUAUGACAGAGAUAGUUAAAUGUACAAGUGAUCAUGUUCUAACAGUGUGCAUCGUAGACUACAUUAGAGCUCUAAUGGCAGUUGGGAGUGUUGUGGAUUUAGUAUGCAGGCAGUCAGAGUGUUUGUCACUGGUUAUAUCCAGCCUCUCUGGAAGUAGACCUGUUGCUGUACUGAUCGAUAUUAUGUGCAAAAUCACAAGCCCAAUGAGUGUAUAAUGACUUCUGGUUACAGCUACCGAUGUUUAUCGUGAAUGAUUCCACUGUGUUGAACCGACCUGAUAUUACCAGCAGUCUUUUACAGUCAGUAACAGAAGUUGUAGCAAAUAUUCAUAUUCAUAUGUCUAUACAAAAUAAAUACAAUUAGCCUUGUGUUGGAAUGAAGUAGAAAUGAACGUGAUAAAAUAAUCAAAUUUUGGUGAGUGUAAUGCUAUAUACCUCUCAGUGGGUGCAGUUUUUACAUCAUGUUCCCAAAGCCAACUAUUGCAUGGUGUGUGUUCCUGUGUACAUUCUAUCUUAUGUAGACUUAAUAGUUCUUAAGGGUAUGCAGUGGUGCAAGAUAUUUCUUGUAAGUUGUUUGGUUUUUGACAGAUAUGUUUUAAAGCUUGUUACACAUUUGUUGUUACCAGGGACAGUUGUGGGCACUAUGUGCACAUCUUGGUAACAAUUACUAGUCGUGUGGUUAAAUACUGUGUGACAUCAAUGAACAUAGGAAUGCAUAUACCUUCAUCCACAGUAACCUCAUGUAUUCAGAACAUGGUCAGCUUGAUGGUGAUUGGUUGUUUGUUGAAUGAUUGACACAUGGAGUGUUUGAGUGACAGAUAUGGACGUAUGUGUAUGAUGUGUCUGACCAGAGUUGUUGAAUGCUUGUGGUGCUUGCAGCAAGUGCAAUGUAUAUUGAUGAUCUACAGAAAUCCAUGGUGUUCACCGAGAUAUUGUUCAUAUGAUAUCUUUGUGUCAUACAGUUCAUCCAAACAUUCACAGCCUGUGAAGCACUGAUGUAAAUUUAAGCUAUUAUAUUACAGUACUUUCAAGUAAUAAUUGCUACAUAGUGUGAAUUAAUUUGUAAGAUAGGUUCCUGGUUUGAGUGCAGGGUAUAAAGUCUGGUAUACUGUUAUAACACCCACAUCUGUGGGGCUGUGUGUUACAAAACCCAUCAGCCUUGACAGAUUGACCGCAGUGAGAUGAACAAAUCAAGUGUUCUUGAUCUUAUUUCGAGAAGUAUGUAAUAUAUUUCACUAUAGAUAUUUACUUUAUGUCACUGUGUACACAGAUCAGAAAUAAAUUUAGGAUUGUGUUUUGUUUAAUUGUUAUUUCAUGUAUACAAUGUAUUGAAAUAUUAUUGAGUGGUGCAUGAGAUUCCAGUAUAUAUUGAGCCACGCAGUCGUCACAUAACAAUAGAGAAGGGAGGAUUUCCAAAGUUCAUUAAGUUCCAACAGCUGGUUAAUUAGUUGUCUAGUUCCUAUUCAAGGAUAAUAUAUAAGUAUAUAUCUAAAGACGUAUAUUUUGAUUAAACAUUCCAGUUUUUGAAAUUAUCUUUAAUAAUAAUUUUUGUUUGGAAACAUGGAAAUGAGUAUAAAUAUUUCCCUGUAAUAACAACAGUGCCCUAAUCAAGACUGAGUUAGACAAUCCAUCAAUGCAAAUUUUAAGUAGGAUAUUAGACACAUACUGUACAUACAUCAGACAUACUUUGAUAACGCAACUAGAUUUUAGUUAAGAUAUUUUGUGUUUUACUGCAUACAGAUGGUGUAGUGAUGUGUAUAUAUUAACAAGUAAUAUACUCAAGAUCAGAAAGGUAUUUUUAUUAAUUGUUAUAAGCUUACAUGUGAUUAUAUAUGUUUCACAAAAUAUGUUACAAAAAUUAUGGGACACAGAAAACUCUGUAUCACUGGUUGAGAAACUGUUGAAGCUGAAAUAUACCAGAGUUAUCUCCCUUCAAUUGACUAUCAGGUGCUGCUCUAGGUCAAAUUCCCCUGUCCGCUGAUUGCCCCUGAACGCUCUGAGGGCAAAGCAUGGAUUACAUUGUAUACAUAUUAUUGCCAUUUUGUGGUGCCAAAUAUCCCAAAGUAUCAACUGAUGGAUGCUAUGGAUGCUGUUGCAGUGAAACUAUAUCCGUACCAGCAUGACCAGUCGGUGAAUAUACACAGGGGUUGACACGAAUGGCUUAAUUAUGUAUCCAAUCAUGAAUUACUUCUCUAUUGAUUUUAGUGAAGAAGUAUUUACAAGUAUUCACUAUACCUGUUUCCUACUGAGGCUGGUAUUAUACCAGUUCAUGACCAAGCAUGAACCUGCAUGCCACAUUGGAUUGCGUCAUACUGUCAGAAGAAGGCUAAAUUACCUGUAGAAAUUAAACGCAAGUUAGCUGAGCUGACAUGGAACGUUUCACACAAAACUGCUGCACAGUAAGCUGUAUAGCCCUUUCAGUAUCACAAACUGUGUUGAUGUGUGUUGUAGGCAAAUCCUGAUUCCCCAGUGAAUAUCUGUGUUUGCUAAAACAGUAAACCUUUUAACCUCACUACUCCUGAAAUCCAUUUAUCUCAGACAAGUUUAGAUUCUAGAUAUGGUCUCGUCCAUGGUUUGUUGGGGGGUGGGAUACAUUGGUAAUAUUGGUAUAUGGUAGUAUAUGAAUACUCAGUCAUGUGAAUAACUUGUCAAAGAAUUUGGCUCCAAUUAAUUUGCUGUGUCUAUUUCAGGAUUAUUUAAGAACUGACUUCAACAUGUUUUGCAAUUAUGGAGUUUUAGACAUAACAUCUACGAUGUUUGCACAAAUCUGCCAUGUGUAUACACUGUAUAUUGAAGAAGAUAAACAUGUUAGCAGUAACAACUCUACUGACUGUGUAUAUAUUCAUUAACACAAAUAUAAGUGUGGACAAUCUAGAACAUUGUUCAACAGAGUAAUUCAAUGCAAGCCCUGCCAAUUCUGUUAUGAGCCAGUCAGUAAGUAGCAUUCCAUAACAUGGCUGAGGGUGAUUUAUGUUUGGUUUAUGGAAACAAUAGUACAAGACAACUGCUCUGGGGUACCCAAUCAAAUGGAUUAGAAUCAAUUGUUAUUGAAUUAUUUGUUUGUUGAUUAAAGGUUCCCUUUUAUCUGUCUCAACAACCUAUGCCAAAAUGAUGACAUACAAUUGUUUGAUCGGCAUUCAGGGUUGGUGAGUCAGUGAUAAAGCGUGGACGAGUUUAUAGAUAACAACUUCUUGUUUAUUGUUAUUCAAUUACAUGCUACUGUUAAUGUCACAUCUUACUAUAUUUAUACACUUCUCUACACUUGGUUGUAGUUACUUUAGCUUGAAACGGUGUAGGAAUCUACAAAAAACGUCGCUCUGUGCAAUAAACAACAAGUUGUUUUCCAUAGUCGUAUGCUUUAUUAAUGAUGACAUACAGUUAUAUGAAAUCCUAGACAUUAUAUUCAGGGAAAUAUUCAUAGAAUAUUUUUUAUUGAUAGAAACUCAUGAAUUUUCCCAUCCUCAGAAGGAAAAGGAUUGACAUUUAUAAAAGUUUGAAUAAUAUGGUUUCUUUAUGAGAGACUUGUUUAAGUAAGUUUCUAUGUUCCUUUGCUGUAAAUGUAUGGCUGAUGACGGCAGGUAACACUGAACAAGACCUUAAUAUAGUUGUGCCGCAUUUUGAUAUGGUGCUAAACUUGAGUGAAUGAAUGUUAUUAAGAAUGUCUGAAACUGCAGUAUAUCUUUUAACACUAAUAAGCUCAGCCAACACACCGCCACUAUAUAACAGAUAUUAAAGUAUCAGGCCAAACAGAUUGAUGUUUGUUUAAUGUAAAAACCUGCCAUAAAUUUAGCAAACAGUUGACUUUAUGAUUGAACAUACACAUAUUUUGAAUAAUAUUUUGCUUAGAUUCUUUUUAGAAUAUGGGUUUUUUGGCUGUGGGUCAAUAAAACAGAAAAAUCAAUAGGUCUGGCCUGAGCUUAACUACUCUUUUUAUAAGCCUCCUGUUUCUCCCGUUUGUACUCAUGCAUCUGUUGAUGGCGCACAAUAUAUAACUGGUAUACAUUUAAAUUGUCCGAGAAUUCCCCAUGAGGGAGACGAUAUUGAUUGCAGUGGUGAGAUGGUUUAUGUUCUUUCCUGCUUAAAUAAUGUAUGUAAAAAUAUAGCACAAGAAGAACAAUUUGAACUGUUGCCACACAGGAUGGUAUUGUGGCAUAGCAUACUGAAAAAGCUUGUUUACUCCUGUAGAUGAAGCUUUAAUUUAAUCAAUUUGCUUGUUAAGAGCAGACACAAGUUUGCCUGUUCAAAUAGUGACAAUGUAUCUAGCCACUUCUUGGCAUCUUAAGCCAAUAUUGUUGGGCCAUGUUGCACAAAGUGAUCUCUGUGCUGAGACGAUCAUAACGCCCAUACGUUAUAGCUUUGGCUCGUAAUACCUCAGCACCAACAUCAUUUUGUGGAACAGGUCUUCGAGUACUAUUAUUCAAGUGCAGCUUGGAACUCACUUGCCUUCAAGUGGGCAUUGUUGACCAGCGAGAAGGCAACCCUUAUGCAGAGUUGUGUCCCUUUAGUGUGCCCAAAUCAUGUGAUUGUGAGUUUGUAUAAGAUUAUAAUGUUCUUGGUUGUAAGCAACUUCAACAUGAGGACACCACUUUAUGGUGCAGAGUUGUUUGCAAAUAUUGAAAUAUUCCAUUACAAGUGUAUUUGUCUCUAGAGAGUAACAGUUAAUAUUACUGACAUUACACUUUAAGUGAGAUUUGUCUACAUUGUCAUCUCAUCUCUAGUUACCUGGAUCAGUAUGAAAUCAUAUCAAGGCAUUAUAUGUUACACUGCUUAAUCUCAAUAAAGUAUGUAGAAAGAU